ACUGCUUUGCCUAAAAGCAGGGACUGACGCAGGGUCCGCGCGCAUGCGCGGUCCGCCCACGCCCGCCAACAUGGCGCCGGUGGAGCACGUUGUGGCUGACGCCGGAGCUUUCUUGAGGGACGCUCCUUUGCAGGACAUCGGAAAGAACAUCUACACCCUCCGGGAGGUGGUCCGAGAGAUUCGCGACAAGGCCACGCGCAGGCGGCUGGCCGUGCUGCCGUACGAGCUGCGGUUCAGGGAGCCCUGCCCGGAGUACGUGAGGCUGGUGACUGAGUUUUCCAAGAAGACUGGGGACUAUCCCAGCCUCUCUGCCACAGAUAUCCAAGUGCUGGCCCUCACUUACCAGCUGGAAGCAGAAUUUGUUGGGGUGUCUCAUCUAAAAAAAGAACCAGAAAAGGUUAGAGUGAGCUCUUCAGUUCAGCACCCUGAAACUCCUCUGCACAUUUCUGGUUUUCAUCUGCCCUCCAAGCCUAAACCCUCGAAAGAAACAGCGGAUCAUGGCCACCCAGCUGAUGGGCCUGAGAACCCAGAAUUCAGCUCCUUCAUGUUCUGGAGGAACCCUCUGCCUAACAUUGACCUCGAACUGCAGGAGCUGCUGGCUGACAGAGAGGAGGAGGAGGAGGAGGAGGAGGACUGUGAAGACAGUGAAGACAGUGAGGACGACGGGGGCGGGUGGAUAACCCCCAGCAACAUCAGGCAGAUCCAGCAGGAGCUGGAGCAGUGUGACAUCCCAAAGGACGUGCGAGUUGGCUGCGUGACCACAGACUUCGCCAUGCAGAAUGUCCUGCUCCAGCUGGGGCUGCACGUGCUGGCAAUGAACGGCAUGCUGAUCCGAGAGGCCCGGAGCUACAUCUUGCGCUGUCAUGGCUGUUUCAAGACGACAUCGGACAUGAACCGAGUAUUCUGCGGGCACUGUGGGAACAAGACCCUGAAAAAGGUGUCUGUGACUAUCAAUGACGACGGUACCUUGCACAUGCAUUUCUCCCGAAACCCCAAAGUGCUGAACCCAAGAGGCCUCCGGUACUCACUGCCCACUCCCAAAGGGGGCAAAUACGCCGUCAACCCCAACCUGACCGAGGAUCAGCGCUUCCCGCAGCUGCGGCUCUCCUACAAGGCCAGGCAGAAGACUAACGUGUUUGCCCCUGACUACAUAGCCGGCGUGUCUCCCUUCGCAGAGAAUGACAUCUCCAGCCGCUCCGCCACCCUGCAAGUCAGGGACAGCACCCUGGGGGCAGGGCGGAGACGCUUGAACCCCAAUGCUUCCAGAAAGAAGUUUGUAAAGAAAAGGUGACGUUGCAAGCCCUGCAGGCAGAGCACCUUGCAGCCGGCUGCAGAGGAGCUCUGGAGUAUCAUCCCCAGUGUCUGGUCUGCAGCCGUCUACACAGAAGAGUAGGCCUGGCUCUCGAGGCUGUCCGAGCCUGUGCUGUGUGGGGUUGCAGAGCACACGCCGCCCUGCUGUGAGCACGCAGAGCCGGACUCCACCUGGGAAGGGGGCUGGAAGCAGAAGGAAGCGGGCCUGCAGCAAAUGUUGAGCCUUGAAGUUCAAAGGAAGAAACACCCAAAUGAUAAUCUUUUUCUAAUAAACUUGUUGGCCAGCUCCUCUGCCUUUCUGUUCUCGUGCCCUUUGUGGAUGUGGAAGUUAACAUGACCAUUGCCUGAGGACCAACUCUAUAGAUUACUUUAUGCCAGAAACUAAGUACUCUACAAUAAAACUUUAAAUUUUUAAGCUUU
Molecule: messenger RNA, 1731 nt
Organism: Meriones unguiculatus (Mongolian gerbil)
Lineage: Eukaryota; Metazoa; Chordata; Mammalia; Rodentia; Muridae
Gene: Nob1
Product: NIN1 (RPN12) binding protein 1 homolog
Exons: 9
Coding region: 44-1291 (415 amino acids)
Biological process (GO): ribosomal small subunit biogenesis; maturation of SSU-rRNA
Cellular component (GO): preribosome, small subunit precursor
Molecular function (GO): RNA endonuclease activity
Source: RefSeq, a predicted model, not a curated record